This is a messenger RNA of Salvia splendens (bonfire salvia), 1879 nucleotides long. RefSeq lists its product as uncharacterized. The transcript is spliced from 10 exons. The record is from RefSeq and is a predicted model, not a curated record. Gene Ontology annotation, biological process: system development; regulation of DNA-templated transcription. Gene Ontology annotation, molecular function: DNA binding. Bases 41 to 1726 code for a protein of 561 amino acids. Lineage: Eukaryota; Viridiplantae; Streptophyta; Magnoliopsida; Lamiales; Lamiaceae.
ACACGAGAGAGAAAGAAAGAAAGAAAAACCGAGAGAGAAGAUGGGUGAUCACUUGGAAAUCCGGAUCGAGCAGGGAUUCCAGCUCAAUCCGACCCCGGAGAAGCUGAUCAAAGGCUACCUGAUUCCGUGGGUAACGGGGCAGAAUCCGAUAUGGAACGGUGUCGUUGAGAAGGCGAUCUACGGUGACAGCUUCCCGUGGGAGAUUUUCAGCGAUAUCGAGUCGCUUUACCACUCGAAGAUGGAGGAGAAGGGCGCCAUCAAGUACACCAUCUUCGCCUUCACUACGCUGGUAAGGGCUCGAAAUUCCAAGAGGGUUUCAAGAAAGGCCGGGAAGGGCACGUGGGAUGGCCAGACUGGCCCCAUGAAGAUUGAAGACUCCAACACCGGUUUUAUCAUCGGCCAAUCCAAGAUGCUCACGUUCGGGAACUCAGGCAAGGCGGACGUCGGCCAUUGGAUUAUGCAUGAAUAUUCUCUUAGUAAGGAGUUGGUUAAGAAGAGCGGCCGAGCAAACGCCGCCGAUCUUGUCGUAUGUAAGAUCACUAAAACUGUCAAGAAGGACAAAUCCGAUCACAACACAAAUCAGGGAUUUUUUAACGGAGAUUAUCAAGUCCAAUGUGCGCAACCAGAAUCGUACGACGAUGGUUCAAAUUAUGAAAGAUUCGCACCGGCCACAAGUGAGUCACCCGCGGGGAUCGGUCACCGUGACCGUUAUGAUGCUCCUGCUGCGCAACCAGAGCCGAAUGUUGACGGUUCGAAUCAUAUGAGACUUGCGCCGGACACAACUGAGUCACCGGCGGCGAUUGGUUACAAUGACCGUAAUGAUGCAAUGGCUGCGCAACCAGAGUCGAAUGGCGAGAGUUGCAAUCUUGUGAGAUUCGCGCCGGAAACAAAUGAGAGAUUUUUUAACGGUGAUUAUCAAGUCCAAUGUGCGCAACCAGAAUCGUACGGCGAUGGUUCAAAUUAUGAAAGAUUUGCGCCGGCCACAAGUGAGGGAUUUUCAUCGGAAUAUAUAGGCAACAACGGCGAUUAUCAAGUCCAGGCUGCGCAACCAGAAUCGUAUGACGAUGGUUCAAAUUAUGCAAGAUUUGCGCCAGACGGAAAUGAGGGAUUUUCAUCGGAAUACAUAGGCAACAACGACGAUUAUCAAUUCCAGGCUGCGCAAUCACAAUCGUAUGACGAUGGUUCAAACUAUGCAAGAUUUGUGCCGGACAUAUAUGAGGAAUUUUCGUCGGAAUAUAUAGGCAACAACGGCGAUCAAGUCCAUGCCGUGCAACCAGAAUCGUAUGACGAUGGUUCAUAUUAUGCGAGAUUUACACCGGACACAAACGAGUUUUUGUUACCAGCAAAUGAAGUUCCAUUUGCAAAUCCCGGUUUUGAUCCGUUUGCGCAACCCAAUAUUGUUCCGACUGUGCAACAAUCCGAUGAGAGACAUGCGCCGCUGCAACCGUCGGAGGACGCAACUGUAUCAAUGAAGAGGGCGGCGGAGGUCGAAGAUUCAGAUAUGAAAAGACAGAAAUGCGACGGCAAAGAAUACUCAGAUGCUAAUCCUGACUGGAUGACGGAAUUUGAAGAUUUGUUCCCUUCAGAUUUUCACCAACUAAUGGAGGCAGAGACGAUGCCAAAUCCUGAAGGUUCCGGUGAUGGAUGGGUUCCGCAACCGAUGAUCACACAUGGGGCGAAUGCAUUUGAUGUCUCGGUUCCGACCGAAGAACAACAAAGAAUUUAAUUUAAGUUUAAUUAAGUAUUCGCAUUGAAAAAGAAUUAUGUAAUACGUUUAAGUGUAUAUUUUGUGACGAUGAAGAGCAUCGGCUUUGAGUCACCAAGGGGGGAAAUGGGGAACCAUUAUCGAUCCUCUUUAAAUAUACAUAUACUUUUUCUA